Messenger RNA from Sclerotinia sclerotiorum 1980 UF-70, 2922 nucleotides. RefSeq lists its product as hypothetical. Gene Ontology annotation, cellular component: nucleus; cytoplasm. Lineage: Eukaryota; Fungi; Ascomycota; Leotiomycetes; Helotiales; Sclerotiniaceae. The record is from RefSeq and is a predicted model, not a curated record. The transcript has 2 exons. Gene Ontology annotation, biological process: circadian rhythm; regulation of DNA-templated transcription. The coding region runs from base 1 to 2922 and encodes 973 amino acids.
AUGACUUUGGAGUCUGGUUCGCCUGUAGUUACGACUGGUUCUCAUCCUAGAAGACCUCCCGCGCACCUCUCCGUAUCCUUGAAGCACGAUGUCCCUUCUGUUGAAGACGAAAAGCCAGCGCCAUGUGUUGCUCUAGCGAAGUUGGACACCGCAGACCAAGAUGGUACUUCCACCUCACCUCUGAUGAAACAAACAUCCGACGAUUCAGAGGAUACGGUCGGUACGAAUGUGAAUGAAUGGUUUGAUCGCUCGAACACACGUCCUGUCAUUGCCAUCAACCGAGACGAGUCUGGAGAAAGCAGUGACCCGCCAUACUUUCUUCAGCAAAGCUCCAACGAUGACACCGAUUCCAGCAAAGAAUUGCCUACUCGAUCUAAACGAUACAAUCUGCAUCCAUUAAACGCCAUAUCCAGAUCUCGAGAUGGUAGUGCAUCGGAAGAGUAUCGUAGCAUCAUUGACGAUUUGACGAUUGAGAACAAAAAGUUGAAGGAGAGAUUAAACAGAUAUGGACGCUCAUCUGUCGCCCACUUGGAGAAUGAAAAGCUCUUCGAGGUCAAGAUACAUUCCCUAUCGGCACGCAAACGAAGGGAGCUAGAAGAACUUCUUCGCUCGUUUUCGACUAGUUUUGAUAGUUCGUCAGAAGAUCUCAGCAUAAAGGCUCCAGCGAAUCGGCAGUCAAGGCCUUACACAUUUUCUGGCAAAACCUCCAAGCAAAAAUCUAUUUCCUCGGGGUCUAAUUCUCGACCAACUGAUUCCGCAUAUGCCUCCAUGUCAAGAUCUGGACCCUCUUACAGUUCAGCCGGGGAAGGACAUCCAACAGCCCCAUCGCGAGACGCGGCAGAUAAGAAAAUGCAAGACUUUUUACAGGACAUUCCUCAGGGGUUAUUACCGAGAACUUCUCUAGAGAUGUCGGAGAAUCAACGGAGGAGGAUGGUUGUUCGACGUCUGGAACAACUAUUCACAGGGAAGAAAGGAUCGCUCAUCGGUGUUCACAGCCAUUCUCUGCAACAGCAAGAAGUUUCUAGGUCUGCUGCGCGAGCGGACCAAGUCUCGCAAAGCAAAUUUCAGCCUAAAGAAGGUGUACGCGAAGCUCACAUUGGUCCACAUAAUAUGGAACUAGAUCGGCAAGGAUUGGUAAGUACCCAAAAGAAUUCGAAGACGAGCCAAUCGCCAACAGAACAGUCAACCUCUCCCCAAAAGUCUCGCGGAUCGCCUUCACCAGAACAGAGGCCAACCAGACCCUUGGAUUUGGAUCCAGACCGUGACCAAGUCGGUUCUGAUAACGUCGAGUACAUUCGCCACCUUGGAAUAUCGGCCCCCCAAUUAUUAACCGAAGAAUCACAAGAUGCUGCCGUGGAUGCCGACGGUUGGGUUUAUUUGAAUCUUCUCAUCAACAUGGCGCAACUGCACAUAAUCAAUGUUACACCUGACUUUAUCAGAUCUGCCGUCACAGAAUUGAGCAAAAAGCUUCAAGUAUCUCCAGAUGGCAAGAAACUGCGGUGGAGGGGUGGCACGGAAGGAACACAUUUAAGCAGCGACAGUGGUGGCAGUAGCGUACAUCAUCGAUCUCCGCUCGAUAGCGAUGGCAGUGAUGAAGCUUCCCGCAAAAGGCGCAAGGUUCACGCGAACAAAUUCACUCUUACCGGAAAGGCACCUUCAAAAACUUUGAACGAAAAUACGAAGGGCUCUGUCGCAACAGGUGCAUUCUACUAUGAGCCAAUGUUUGUUCAUUAUCCUCAGCGUACCUCCGUGGCAUCUGGCGAUGAAAGCAUCCUGUCACAAAACCAUUACAAUCUUCCUGGAUUUGCUUCCCCAUACCAAAUCUUUGGCAGUAAUAGUCCACGCGACGAUGGACCCCUGAUAUUCUACAAUGGAGCCAAAUUCUUCACCGAUCUUUCUGGCGACCGUGAUGAUCUAGAAGCUCCGCUGCACAUUACAGGUGUUGACAAAGAUGGCUACAGCAGCCAUACUCGCAAUGCGAUUGGUUGUUCACAUCCUGAAAGACAUCUACUUAAAAACAGGACUCCAUCUGGCUCGCUUCUACCAUUUAGGCCUUUCAAGGAUUAUUCGAAAGGAGUAGAUUUGUUUCAAACACCCGAAACGAGACCGCAAACUCCAAGUGUACUUUCAGAUGACGUGGACUUCGAGUUCACUACCGAUUUAGCUUGUGGUAGCCCGGGAUCUCCCUCAUCUCCGGUUGACUUUAGUGCCAGUGGUCUUGGCGGUGUACAACCAGCUGAUCAUUUGCUUUUCAAGGUACAUACACGAUGGACCAUUGAUGAUCACGCUCCCGUCAAGGUUUCCAAAUUUUCUGCACCACGCUCGACUUCGAGGAAGAUUGUACACACCAUUCCAAAGUCUUCAUUAGACUCAUUUCAUAAUCCAGAGCCCCAGGAUAAGGUGGAUAGCAUACUCGACAAAUUAAACCGCUUGACCACUUUCUCCAAUGAGCCUGCAACUCCUUUGCCAUCCCAAUCGCAUGAAAGUUUACCUGUCAAGACAGAAAAUAUCUCGGAAGAAUUAGUAAUACUUCAACCAUCAACACUACCAGCGCCAUCCUCUUAUUAUAGCAUGUUUUCCGGUACCGAAACUACAGGAGAAUACUCUGAUUCCUCAUCCUUCUCAGGCAUAGCUCAUCUUCGAGAUGAGCCUCUAGAGAAAGACGACGAUCUCAUGUCAGAUAAUGAUAUACAGGUAUCUUCGGAUGAUGGUGCUAUGGACGUCGACGACGCGGAAGAAGACGAUGAUGAUGAAAGCAUCGAUAUGUUAGCAUAUGUGCGAGGAAUUGAUCCUACAGGCGUAGCCGCACAGGAAGAAAAAUACGAAUGGGAAGCAAGUGAUAAGUCAGUUCAAUUAGGGAGUGCAGCUUCGAAAUCGGUUAAUCCAGUUAUGUUCUCUGAGGCUUCUGAAGUAGAACUUUGA